GGGUGACUCUAAAGAAUAGCGGCCCAAACCGAAACGACCUUCGAACCAAAAAGUGACCUUGAGCAAGGAAUCAGCUGACUGUAUCAUUUUCGGAAGUAAUCAUGGAUGUUUUCGAUUACUGUUUGGAUAACGGACUCAUAGCUUUGUCGAAAAUUUGCCAGUGCGGAGGAGUUAUGCAUAUACAAAUAUAAGCAGAGGCCAUCGAUGGCUUUGUAUACAGAUGUAUUGAGUGCCGAAGGAGGAAAUCGGUUCGAGAUGGAACUUUUUUCUCUAGGUCUAAACUACCGUUAACGAAAAUCUUAAUGAUAUGUAACUUCUGGGUCCUCAAAAGACCAGUUACAGCUACGGCUUACGAAACAGAAAAUUCAGAGGUGUCGGCAGUGCAGUGGUACAAUUACUGCAGAGAUGUUUCCUCGUGGAAAAUGAACAGUCUGACUCAAGUUCUUGGAGGAGUCGGUGUAAUCGUACAUAUUGAUGAAACUGUAUUGAUAAAAAGGAAAUAUAACCGGGGGAGAUUACAAUCCAACCAGCAGUGGAUAUUGGGUAUAUACGACACAACAUUACGAAAAGGGUAUAUAGAGGCGAUUCCAAAUCGCAGUGCAGGUGUAUUAUUGCCUAUUAUUCAGCGUUUGGUGCUGCCUGGGACGACUAUUCACACAGAUGAAUGGAGUGCCUACCGUCAAUUAUCCAAUCAUGGGUAUAUUCAUCAUGUCGUCAAUCACACGGAGGGUUUCAGGAAUCCUGUGGAUGGAACGCACACUAAUUCCAUCGAAAGUUUAUGGAGUCGUCUGAAAAGACGGAUAAGAGCUGUUAAUGGAUCAAGAAAUCCAAUGAUUUACAGUUAUCUAGAUGAAUUUAUGUAUAGAAACUGGUUUAAUAUGACAAUGAAGACUCCUAUGAGAAACUGGGAGGUUUUUUUGCAACAUAUACGCGAACGUUAUCCUUUGUAACUAUUUAUUAUGACUGCAUUACUUAUAUAUAAACCGUUUUUUACAAUUAUGCGCCUUUCAUUUUGAGCCUUCUCAUUGGUCGAAGUUGUCCCUGUCAAGGUCAUUUUUGCGUUGAAAGGUCGUUUCGGUUUGGGCCGCU
Molecule: messenger RNA, 1089 nt
Organism: Trichobilharzia regenti
Lineage: Eukaryota; Metazoa; Platyhelminthes; Trematoda; Strigeidida; Schistosomatidae
Source: the annotation of a GenBank genome assembly